Colletotrichum acutatum is the source of this 2817-nucleotide messenger RNA. RefSeq lists its product as uncharacterized. The record is from RefSeq and is a predicted model, not a curated record. Bases 1 to 2817 code for a protein of 938 amino acids. The transcript is spliced from 3 exons. Gene Ontology annotation, molecular function: transferase activity. NCBI's taxonomy places the organism in Eukaryota, Fungi, Ascomycota, Sordariomycetes, Glomerellales, Glomerellaceae.
AUGGCCACUAGGACCAUCGUCGAGACGGAUUACCAGGAGUUUGCCAGCGUGGACGGUAAUGACAAGAUCGUUCUAUCACGGAACGGCAGCGGCCAGGUCAAGACAUGGAAGUAUGAUGGGUGGGGCCGGCUUGUCGAGCUCACCGAUGCGGGCGGCCGUGUCGAACGGCGCAAGUAUAACUCUCUAGGUUCCGUCGUCGAGAUUAACGACCCAUACCAGAACCCGCUUAAGAGAACGAGGGGUCUGACGCGCUCCUACGACGCGGGCGGCCGUCUCGUUAGGGAGGUUAACGUUCUCGGAGAGGCUGUGGAACGAACGUACGACGCGAUGGGAAGGACGGUCGAGAUCGCCGGCAAAGACGUCAACGGCGGUGUCAUACGGACCACGAGAUUCCGUUUCGACGAGCCGGGCACCGGAAAGGGCUUACUCGCCGGCGUUACGAUCGAGUGCAGUCCAGACACAGUCAACGAGGCCGGGAAAUCGCGGGCGGUGCGGAAGCUCGAGUAUGAAUACACCUACGACGAAGCGGCGCGUAGGACGGGUCAAUCCCUCAAGUUGACGGGUGACGUGCCCUUUUGGGAUGGUUCCAAAUCUGUAGUGCUCAAUUCCACAUGGACGUACGACAGUCUGGGCCGCAUCCUGACCCAGACGCUGCCCGAUUCGACGACGGUGAAGUCGACCUACUCUGGACUUAGGCUGGCCCAGAAGAAGAUGCAGGCAGCUCCUGUUGACGGCGGGCAGAAUGGCUGGGACAUAUCUGCAUCUACGACUGCAUUCAGCAAGUCAGGCACACCUACAGCCUGGACGAUCCGUGGUUCCGAGUUGGCUCAGGACGGGUGGCAUCGCGAGGUUGCCUUUGACAAGCUGGGCCUGCCAACCAGGAUGGCCUUACUGGAUAGCCAGGGGCAGGAUCAUGGUAAAAGGCUGGUCGAUCAUAACCUGGUGUAUAACGCGCUCGAUCAGGUAAGCAGCCUUCACGAGAGCAUCAGCGGCUCAUCCAUCGCGUACGACUACAUCGAUCGGAGGCUGGCCGCGUCGCACAGCGCCGAAGGUGUCAACCGCAAGUAUUCGUAUAGCGCGUCAGGAGAUUUGACAGAAAAGGACGGUAUGUUACUGAGCUACUCAUCACACGAGGAUCUCACCCGAAUCGAAGGCUCCCGGGACGGCAAGACGGUGUUCUGGUCCACUUCGGACGCUGCCGGCCGUCUGACGACGCGCAAGAAUGGUGAUGGCCCCGAGAUGAGCUACACCUACGACGAGAAUGGCAAGAUGAGCUCUGCGACAAGCUCGAAGGGCUCAUCAAUCAUGUUCUCGGACCACAGCCUCUUCACCGUCGUCCGACAAGCCCCCGACGGGCCCAUCGAGAUCAGUGCGGGCCCAGAGUACCAGGAGAUUCUCAGCAAGGACGGCUCGAAAACCGUCAAAAAGGACUUCAAAUUCCCCGAUCAGACAGCAGUCACAGUUUGGACCAAAAUAAUGCCGUCCAUGACUAGGUCCCCUCCGAUAGAGGACCAAAAAUCACGGAAAUUCCAAGUGCCCAUGACGAACCACAAAGGGAGUAUAACGCACGUCUUUGACGGCUUUGACAGGCGUCUGAUCAGGCAAAUCACUUACGACGACUACGGACAGGUGAUCAAGUCAACCGGGAGCAAGACUUCGCGCAGCUCUCCUGAGUUCGAGGGAGCCAUCAUGGACGAUUUGAGCGAGCUGCUGGACUUUGGGGCGCGCAUGUACGACCCCGUUAUAGGCCGCUUCACCAGCCCGGACUCCAUCCUCACCUUGCGGCAGACGCUAUACCCGGACGGCAUGAACCGCAUAGCUUUUGAGAAUAACGAUCCAGUCAACCACACGGACCCAACCGGGCAUUUUUCAUGGAUGUUCUGGGUCGCGGUCGUGGUCGGGGUUCUCUUGAUCGCGGCGUUUAUCGUCCUCACUGUUGUGACGUUGGGCGCGGAUCUUCCAAUCCUUGCUGCGAUUGGGCUAGGCGCCGCGUCAGGCUUCUUGUUAGGCGCCGGCAUCGCGUCGGUCACGUACGUGUGGAAGCACCGCAACGUCACGGACGCGGGGACCUUCUUCAAGGGCUGGGCAGUCGAGGUGGCCAUCGGAGGCGCCGUGGGAGCCGUAACUGGCGCCAUCACAGGCGGAUUGGGGGCGUAUCGGAGUGGCGCGGGCUUCAUGACCAAGGCGGCGGCGGGUUCCCUUGAGACGGCGGUGGCAGAUGCGGGGCCGACGGCUGGGAGCGCUGUGUCCGACCUUGGCGAAGUGGUAGGCCCCGAGGUCGCCGAGGACACCAGCGCCAAUGCCAACAUGCUCGUCGAACAGGAGCAGGAAGCCGCCGGGCUCACCGCGCGCAGGCCUGAAUCGCUCGUCGACCCGGACGAGCCAUUGAUAUCAACAUCGCGCGUUGCGCGGUUCAAUUCCAGCACCAACUAUGGGGCGACGGGAGCAUCAGAAGGAGCACAGGGAGCGAAGACGUCUGCGCUGGCUGAGGCUACCGGCGGCGCGGCACGCUUGAACCCAGGGGCCAACGUCGGUCAGAACUUUGCUACCAACGCCGCUGAUAAUUGGGCAUAUGGCACCCACAACGAGGUGACCUCGCUGGACCUGGUGAUGGACAUCAUCACCGGCACCCUCUCGGCUGGUUUACCAGUCGCCCAGAACACGCAGAUGUUCAGGGGAAUUACGACCGCCGUCGGAACCUGGGCGAAAGGUUUCGGCACGCUUGGGCGGGCGGGCUUAGGCGCCGCGGGGGUGAGCAUUUUGGCGACUGUUGGUGGUAUAGCACAGCUUGUUGACCAAUUUAUUUUUCAUGACUAG